GGCGGUUGCCACGGACUACACCCAAACAAACUUCAUUUUGUAACAAUGUCAAACUAUUUAGAUGAAAUUUUGAAAACUCUAGGGUGGGAAGAUGGCUUUCAAAUACCAGUCGCCAAUGCGGAAAACCAACAACUCGAAGCGGAGGUUGCCAGACUCACGCUUCAAAAAAUCAAAGAGAAAACAGCGUUUGAAACAUCGACUGUCAAACUUGAAAACAUCGAAAAUCACCUCAAAUAUGUUAAGCAAGAAAGCGAGCAAAAUCAGAAUUUGAUCACUGCACAUGCCCAACAACUGCAAACUGAGGAGAGUAAACUCCGAUUAAGCACCGCCGAAAAGGAUAAAUUCGAGCAGGAUAUAAAACUCUGCGAGAAAAAAUUCGCCGAUAUCCAAGAACGGCAUUCAAUCAAGAAAAACCAAUUAGAGAGAUAUGUAAAGAAAUUGGACAAACUAAAAUCGGAAACGGAUUGGGAUAGUGAGGCUCUGAAAGCUUGGGAAGAGUCGUUAAAAAAGCGAGACGACGACAAUGAAUUGAUAAAAAAAUUCUCGAAACAAGACGACCGAAAGUACAACGAAUUGGAAGCCAGACGCCAAAAUUUGGAAGUCGAAUUUGCCAACAGAAAACAAACAAUCGAUAAAAUGGUCUCCGAUUUGAUUAAUUACGAACGCGUAUUAGAGCGCACAGGAAAAAUCAUGAAACAACAAGUUGUCGAGCGAAAUGCCCUCAUCCAACAAUGGAAAGAGUCGGUGAAUAUUCUGCACCAACGCGACAACGACAUUGACCGCCUCCAGGCCCAAAUGUUGGAAACCCAGGAAAUAAUCGAGAAAGAAGAGGAAAAACUGGAUGAGCAGAAACAGUUUUACGAAAACGAAGUGCGAAAUAACAACGAAUUGGAGCACGAAGCCCAACAGUUGAAUCUCUUAAACUCGAGAAUCCGUCGAGAGUUGAAUGAAAUGUCCCAAAAUUUGUUUUUUCUCAACAGUCAAGCUGAUACUUUGAGAAGAACCAUGAUUCUUGCAGCUAAUCAGCUGGAAAAAGAACGUGUACUGAAAAAACACGCAAAGGAAGAAAUCGAAAAGAUGGAACACAAAAAUUCAAUUUUCCGAGCCAAGUUAGACGUUUUAAAGGCCAAGAAUGAGCAAGUGAAAAAGUCGACUAUGUCAGCCGAUGAACGCAUGAAACAUUUGGAGAAGUUGAUUGAUUAUGAACAAAAGCAACAGAAAACGUUGCAACUUGAAGCCGAGUCGCUUCAAAAUACGUAUUUUCGGACCCAACACGACUUGCAAGAACAGCAGAGUACUGGAAAAAUGCGAGAUCUUGAGAUUUAUGGGAUGACCACAAAUAUUAAUCACUUGCGAAAACAUAAUGACGAUCAAAAGAAGGCGUUAGGGAAGCGAAAGGAGGAUGCGUACGAUUUGGAUUAUAGAAUUGAUGAGGUUCAAAGUAAAAUUCUGAUAAACGAAAAUGUGCUUCACAGUGAUGAUACGGAAGAACUCGAAGGAAAACUUGUCGAGUUGGAAAGCAAAAUUGCAGAACAUGCUGAAAUCAAAAAUUUGUUGAAAGAUCAAGUGAACAAAAUCAGAGACGAUAUGCGAAGACUGACCACAGCAAUCGUCGCUGAUCAAAAUCAACUAAGCGUCUUAAAAGACAAGCUGCAACACCAACACUUGAAUUUCGAAGGAGGGCAAAAACAAUUACAAGUUUUAAAAAACAGUAUACAAGAAAAGCAAGUUGAGGAAAACAUCCUACGUCUACGUGUCAACCAAUUAAACAAAGCAAUGAAAAAAGAAGAAAACAGCAUCUAUACUAUGAAAAAAUUUAAAUUAACUUUGGAACAAGCCACUCAAGAACGCAUGUUGGAAAUUGAAACAAGUAAAGAUAUCCUUCUUGCAAAAAGGCGUAACUUGAGUGAAGACAAUGGAAGAUUAAGAUGCGAUAUAGCUGAAAGAAGGAUAAAAUUGGAUCAGUUUAAGAAAAAAUAUGACAUUAUUUUGGCCAGUUUGGGGAAAGAUGAGGACGGACAGCCACUUUCUGUUACUCAUUUUAAGAUUAAAAAUGCACAAGAAAAGUACUUUUUGCAACAGGAAGGUGAUGCACUUGAUAUGAAGAUAAAAAAGGCAGAAAAAGAAAUUCUUGCGAUGGAAAACACUUUGAAGGUUGUGAACUUAACAAAUGUGGCGUUUAAACAAAGUCUUGGAGCGGUUGAAGAUGAUGGGAGGGAAAUGAGUGAAAUGAAAAUGUUGGAAAACCAAAUGCUCUUAAUAAAUGAUAUUUUGAGGGAGAAUAGGAAAAAGAUGGCGGUAAAACGACAAGAGCUGGAAGAAGUACAAAAUGUAUUAAAAGAGCUUGAAAUAAAACGCGAUCAAGCCAAAGACGCACUUUUCGAGUUGGAAGAAGAAUACUUAAAAACUGAAAAAGAAUGCACUGACAAAGAAGAGAAACUUAAAAGAGCUGAACAUUGUUUAAAACUCGCUCAAAAAAAGGUUCGCCGAACGGAACGCGAAAAAUACGACAGAGACUUGGAAAUCCGUCAACUGAAAGACGCGAAUGUCAGUGCUAUGCAGCGAUUGUUAGAAAUGUCUGUCCGUUAUCAGGAAAUGGCACCGCUGAUUACACGUUACACGCUCGAAUAUGACGUCAAAUUACCCGAAAAACGCACACUUGCCUCCUUGUGUAACUGUUCAGAAUCGUCAAGGUCUACGCCGAGCUAUUGUAAUCAAGAAAAAGACGUUUCUGAUGUUAAAAGCGUCAAAUCUGAGUCCAGUUCAACGAAAAGUUCCGCAAUUUCAAAAGUUUCAAUUGAAAUGGAAUCGAAUACGCCCCCCGAAAGUGGGAAGAAAGUCGUGUUAGAGAAUCUAUCAAAAGAGGAAUUGAUUAAACGAUGCGAACGGCUUUUGAUUCUCGCCCAGAAAGCGAAACAGGCGAAGGAUGCGCUCCAGGAAGAAAAUACUGACCUAAAAAGUAAACUGAAGUCGGAAUCUGGAGAUGCUACAAAUGUAAUUAUCGAAAAUUUGACCCAGCAAAAGUUGCACUACGUUACCACGAUUGAAGACUUGAAAAACCAAAAUGCCAUUUUAGUGAAUAAACUACAAAAUUGCACGCAAGAUGCACGGCUGUGCGAAGAGAAGGAUAGGCUUGAAAGCGAGAAUAUUUCUUAUAAAAGGCAAAUCAAGCGUUUGACGGAUGAAAAUGAGCAGUUGAUUACGCAUUUGGAGUCACUGGAAAAACAACUUGAAGAGUGCAAAAAUCUAGGACUUGAACAGCAAAAUCAUUUGCUGAUGUUAGAAAAGAGCAACAGGUUGUUGGAAGACACUAAUCAAAAGUUACAGAGUGACAACACAAGUGAUAAGUCUGCAGAGUUGCAGAAAAUGCUUAGUAUUAGUUUAGAGGAAGUUAAAAAGCUCCAGGCUGAAAAUAAUUCAAUGACGGAGAAAAUUGAGGUGCUCAAAACGAAUUUAGGGGAGAAGGAUAAGAAUAUUUUAAUAAUAAGUCAAGAAUUGCAAGAAAAAUUAAAACUGGUUGACAAUUUCGAAAAAAUCAAGAAUGAUUAUGAAUUAAGGGAAAUGAAAGAAGUGGAGUUGGAAAAAAUUGUUGAAAAACUCAAAGAAAGACUUAAGUUUUAUCACUCAAAAAUUGUAAAACUGGCAAGUAAUGUAAAGGUUUUGAAAGAAAGCAAAAACGAUGUUUUGAGUUUGCUUAAAACAUACGUAAAUCAAGUGGAAGAAUGGAAAGGACAAUUGAACGUAGCUUCAGAAAAGUUGUGUCACGAAAUUAACAAUAUUAAACUGCAAAACUCUGAAUACUGCAAUGAAAUUAAAAUUUUAAAAGAAACUAAUGCAAAAUAUCUAAAACAACUUGAGGCUCAUAAAACUGACGACGAGAAAAGUAAAGAACUUGGCGAGUUUGAGCGGAUUUCCAAAGAAUAUAAGAAGUUGAUUAAAGAAAAUGAAAAAUUGUUAGAACUUCAGAUUGACUAUCAGCAAACUAUAGAAACACUUACUGCUGAGAAAGAGAGUCUGAUUGAGAAUUUAAGGCAAUUGGAGGAAAGACAUCAAGAAGAAAUCAAAGUUUUCGAUGAUCAGAGCAAAAAAGAUACGAUCGAAAUCCAGAAUAGAAUAGAAGAAAAUGAAAAAAUUUGCAUUGAAUAUCGAAAAGUCAUCUCCAAGCUUGAGGAGGAUCUAGAUUUAAACUUGAGGGAAUUAAAUGAUGUGAAACAGAAGAAUUACAGUCUUCAAGAAGCACUUGAACAUUCAAAAGAAACGGAAAGACAAAUCGCUGAUAGAACCAGUGACGAGAUACUUAAACUAGUUCAAGAAAAUGCACAGUUGGUGGAAAUGAAUCAAAAAUUGCAAACUACGCGUGACAACAGCAAACAAAUGGAAUGCCAAACUGAGGAUUCAACAAACAAUGAAUUGGAAGAACUCGUCUCAACUUUGAAGAGAGAAAAUUCCGAGCUGUUGGCCGAGAUGAAUGAAAUGAAUCAAGCGUUGAAAGAAAGAGGAGAAACAAUUUCAAAAUUGCAAUCCCAUUGUGAGGAAGUUAUGAAAAAGUUGCAGUUGUAUGAGACACAAGCAAACAAAAAUGUUGACAACAUCUCCCAAAAGGAGGAAAUAAUCAAAAAGCUAGAAGCGGAAAUCGAGCGACUUAAAACGAACAGUGACUUAAAUUCAAACACAUCGGAAAUAAGUGAUUUAAAAAACGAAAUUGAGAAUUUGAAAGAAAGAUUAAAUGCGAAUCUUGAUUCAAGUUACGCCGAUAGUGAGUCCAUGUCAACGUCAACAAUUUCAAGAUCGGAGGAGGCAAACAGGAUGAAAGACUUGGAGGGUUCUUGGGAGGAAAGAUACGGAAAACUUCGAAACUUGGGCGUGAAAUUAAAAGGAAAAGUUCGCGACUUAUCCAACGAAUUGGUGAAAGAGCAAAACGAGAAAAACGAUAUUCAACAAAGAUGUGCCACUAAUAUAAAAACAAUAGCAACAUUGCAAGCCCAGUGUGAUAAAUUACAAGACGAGUUGGAAGAGAAUAAAAAACAAAUAAAGGAUUAUUCGGCUCGAUUGGAUUCAACUCUUUCUGAAGUCUCAAAAGAUAAACAAAAACUGAGCGAAAAUGAGGAAAUUAUCACCAUACUUAAGAAAGAAUUGGAAGAACUGAAUCAAGAGAAAAUCACGACUGAAGUGUGGAAGAAGCAAAUAAGUGGUAAAGUUUCGACACUUAGAAAGGAACUCGACGCAAACAAAGUUUUGAAAAAAGAAUACGAAGCAAAAAUCGCCAAACUCAGCGCUGAUUUGGAAGCCAAGGAACAAGCGCUGAAAGCCGAGAGCGAGUACCAUCAACAAACUAAAAAUUCCCUGGAACAUUCCAAUAUCGAACGCAAGAAAAAUUCCGUCCUCAAUUUGGAAAUGCAAGACUACGAGAGGAGUGUUAAGGAGUUGUCACAGAAGUUGGAAAAGAAGCAAGAAGAAAUAACCAAGUUGAAAAGUCAGCUAGAAUCGCAGAAAAGCACAACGAAUGCGGUCCGCGAGCAGAAUAAACUUUUAGAAGAACGAGCGGAAGAAAUGAAGACUCAAGUUGGAACAACACAGGCUGAAAUAGUCGGUUAUAAAAAGCAAAUUUCCGAUUUGGAAUCGGUGGUGUCAACUAAGGAGAAUAAAAUCCACGAUUUGACCCAACUGUUGGAAACUGUGCGUUCAGAAAAUGAAGAAUUGUCGACUGAGUUGUCCAAAGUUAUAGCUGAGCAUCAGAAAGUUAACGCAAGUUUGAAAACCGAGAAAGAAAAUUUGAAAGGUCAAGUUUUGGGGCUGCAACAGACGUUAAGAGAGGUCCAAGAUGUCUUAAAACUGAAAGAAGACGAAUUGAAAAUUGUGCAAAGUGAUUAUGAAAAUUAUAAAGUCCGGGCGCAAAGUGUCUUGAGACAGAAUCAGAAUCGGGAUGUUGGCCUUGAGGAAAAACUGUCGGAAGAAGCAACAGCACUACGGGUGAAAUGUGAGGCUCUCACUACGGAAUUAAACAAGUGCAGAACUGCUAUUGAAGAUUUGAAGAAAGAAAACGAAGUACUGAUUCACGAAAAAUUAGAAAUUUCGAGCAAAUGUGAAGAAGUGACUAGCGAAGUUGAGGAUCUUAAGACUCUUUACGACCAAUUGACAAACAAACACCAGCAAACAGUGAUCGAACACAGCGAAACCGUCAGAAGUUUAAAGGUCCAUGCCGAGACUUUGGCCCAGUGCUACCGCCAGCAGUUAUCAGAGCAGGAAGUUCGCCAUAACCGCGAAAUAAUCGAACUGCAGAGCAAGAUCGAGAAAGCCCCGUCCCCGGAGUUGUCACUACCGCCACUGCCGAUGCAUCGUGAAGAAGGAGAAGGGUCUGAAAGUACCGAAAAUACGAAUAAAAAUCCCAUGCAUCCUGUACCUUUAGAAAGAUUGUUAGGUGGCGACACUGACCAGGAAGUUGCUUUUUUGAAAAAACAAUUAAGUGAGGAAGAAUCUAAAGUGGUUCACUUGACUGCCUUGCUGGCUGAUACAGAACAGGAUUUGGCGAAGCAUGCCCAGAUGAAUAAAUUGCUGAAAGAAGAGAUAAGGAGACAACAGAGAAGUGUGGAGAGGGAAAAACAUGCGGAAAAUUUGGAGUAUUUGAAAAAUGUUGUUUUCAAGUUUGUGACUUUGCAUAGCGGGGACGAGAGAAGUCGCUUGGUGCCAGUGUUAAAUACGAUUUUGAAAUUGAGUCCUGAAGAGACUCAGAAACUUAAUAUGGUGGCUCGGGGCGACCCGGGGAUUCGGGGAUGGACCAAUUAUCUUCCUUUGUGGCCAUCACCGUCGAAACCAUAAUUAAUACAUAGUUGUUGUGUAAAUAUUGAUAAAUAAAUUAUUUCUUAUUCACGUUUUAA
Tribolium madens (black flour beetle) is the source of this 6875-nucleotide messenger RNA. RefSeq names its product GRIP and coiled-coil domain-containing protein 2-like. Gene Ontology annotation, biological process: cilium-dependent cell motility; cilium movement; inner dynein arm assembly. Lineage: Eukaryota; Metazoa; Arthropoda; Insecta; Coleoptera; Tenebrionidae. The record is from RefSeq and is a predicted model, not a curated record. Gene Ontology annotation, cellular component: axoneme. The transcript is spliced from 14 exons. The coding region runs from base 46 to 6816 and encodes 2256 amino acids.